AUGGCGCCGUCAUCUCCUACCAUUACCUUUCAUAUUCCUGCUGGCCCCGGAUAUUCCUUUCGGGCCAGGCUGCUCCAGGACGAGAACCCCGACGUCGUCCAGCAGGUCCUGGCUCAGCUCCCCCUCAAGAGCGUUCUGGGUCAUGUCGUGAUCGCGGGCGAGACCUUCUGGACCCCGACCCGGAUCGUGCACCUGGGCCGCAACCACAUGGUCCAGCGGCAUUUGGGUGCGGUGUAUCUGAAUGCACCAGGCCAGUCGAUCUGCAUCACCUACGGCACUAUCACGGAGAGUGCCAAGAUCAACAAGUUCGCCGAGGUGUUUGAGGAGGACCUCCCCAAGCUGGCGGAAAUCGGAAAACUCGUAUACCAGCAGACCGUUGCGCAGCCGCGCCACACGCUCAUGGAAGUGGAAAUCUCCAGCGAGAGUUGCCCACGCCUUAAUCCGUCUGAAAACCACCCGGUGGCAGCACCGCCCUCCUCGCCAAAGCAUCACUGGCUCGCGGUCAAAAGCAUAAUAGACCAGGAGAUCGACCGAGUCUGGCUCGAAGAGCCGGCGGAGGUCCAGAAAGUCCGCUGGGGGGUGAUUGACAGCGGCGCGGGCAGUGGCCAGCAGUACUUCACGGUUUUGGUCCACCUGGAGGCGUAUCUCAUGGUCAUGGGUGGCGAUGUGAUAAGCCGCUUCCUGAAAAUCGCCCAGUACGAGGAUGUCCAGCUGCCGACUUUGAAUCGCAUCACGAAAGAGUUCCUGGUGGAGAACUUCGACCUCUUUGAGUUCAUGGCGGACUUGGGGCUGGGGAAUAUGUUCAAGAUCGGCCAGUUGUAUUCAGAUGCGCUGGACACACUGGCUACCAAGGAGGAAUACAUCCAGCUGACCGGGGCGAUGCAAACCUAUGUCAAUCGGAUGCAUCGCUGGGCCUACUUCAUCUUUCCAUGGCACCUUGGAGUUGCAUUCCCGCGCCGGAAACCAGCUGAGCUCCGUUCUUUCUCCAACCUUGUCACUUCUGGUCUUCAUAAUUAG
Messenger RNA from Aspergillus steynii IBT 23096, 1017 nucleotides. RefSeq lists its product as uncharacterized. Bases 1 to 1017 code for a protein of 338 amino acids. Lineage: Eukaryota; Fungi; Ascomycota; Eurotiomycetes; Eurotiales; Aspergillaceae. The record is from RefSeq and is a predicted model, not a curated record. The transcript has a single exon.